AUGGGCUGCGGAGUAUCCAAACACACGGUCGAGCCCACCAUCCCGACGAUCGAAGAGACCUCUGCCCCGGCCGGGCGAGUUCCGUCAGCACGCACCAUCCAAGUUACACCCUUGCACGAGCACAACGCCAGCAACCCUGAGCCCCAGAAGCACGACGAGCCCGUGUCUGCUGAGGCGGCAAGCGAGCAUGUCGCUGCCAAUGUGUCGCGCGCGUCGUCGUCAAGUACGAGGCCUGCUGGUUCGCUGCCACAGCCGCUCAAGGAGACGGGCGCCAUGACGGCUGCCCAGUCCGAGUCGACGACGUCGCUGGGUGCUUCUAUUGAAGAGAAGGUGCCUCCGUGUGCCGAGAAGCCAGACGGCGACCGUGCCCUGUUUAGCGCCAAAGGCCAUCUGAACAAGCCGCUGAUCCCAUCUAUUCCAAAGGACAGCACAUCGCAUUUGAAACCAAUCUCGUUCGAGAUCCCGCUGGAUGGGCUUAUCUCGCAUGGAAACAAGCCCGAGCCAGUCGAGACCACCGCCGAGCCACCCGCAAAGGAAGAAGAAGUCAAGGUGGAAAAGACCCUUUCGGUCUCGACCAAGCUGGCCCUUCCAAAGCUCGGACUCACAGAGAAGGAUCUGCAAGAAAAGUUGGCCAACACAGAAGCCCGCUGGAAGGUUGGUGUCGAGCUGGACCGACUACUGAACCCAUCGGAUCUGGAGAACGAACAUGCCAAGAGAAAGUCUGCCAAGCAUCGACCGGCAAAGCCCGCCAAGUGGACCAAGAAGGAAGAGGAUCCGACUGCGCUGAAGCGUCGCCUCCUCAACAAGGAAGCCCAGGCUGCCCACAAUCGACAGCGAGAGAUCGAAAAGCUCCAGGCCAAACUCGCUCUGCAAGACCAGCACGCCCGCAUGGUCCAAGAGCGCAAGCGCAAGAUGGGCCGGGCCUCCAACGAGGAUCUCAACCUGUCGUGGGGUGGCGAGAAUGGACUGGCCGAUGUGCUCACCACGCAGCAGUCGCUCGUCAAGGAGCUCCAAAGACUCGACGAUGCCGACUCGGGCAAGGGCUCGUCUUCUGCCAGCCUGAGCUACGGACAAAGCCGCAGCGGCAGCGGACGAAGCACCAACACCAAUGUCGAGAUCACCGACACGGUCUCGCCCUUGACGACCCAGCUGCAGCCGACAGCCAUCGCCCUAUAA
Messenger RNA from Polychytrium aggregatum, 1176 nucleotides. RefSeq lists its product as uncharacterized. The record is from RefSeq and is a predicted model, not a curated record. NCBI's taxonomy places the organism in Eukaryota, Fungi, Chytridiomycota, Chytridiomycetes, Polychytriales. Bases 1 to 1176 code for a protein of 391 amino acids. The transcript is spliced from 4 exons.